This is a messenger RNA of Microcebus murinus (gray mouse lemur), 723 nucleotides long. NCBI's taxonomy places the organism in Eukaryota, Metazoa, Chordata, Mammalia, Primates, Cheirogaleidae. The record is from RefSeq and is a predicted model, not a curated record.
AUGAGUGGGGGCCACCUGGGGCCUGGGGAGAGCCUCAGAUCUAACACUGGCAGCACACGGGGACACAGCAGCUGGACUGGGAGCAACAGGGCUUGCAGCAGGUGGACUGGCAGCAGGUGGACUGGCAGUAAGAUGACCCACAGCCCCCCUUGGAGCCCCCACAGGACCCACAGCCCCCCUUGGAGCCCCCACAGGAUCCGCAGCCCCCCUUGCCACAGCUGGAGCAGGAACAGGCUGGCACACAGUAGCACACGGGCUUGCAGCAGCAGACAGGGACACAGCAGCCGGAGCCACAGCCCCCACAGCCGGAACCACAGCCCCCACAGCCGGAACCACAGCCCCCACAGCCGGAACCACAGCCCCCACAGCCGGAGCCGCAGCCCCCACAGCUGGAGCCGCAGCCCCCACAGCCGGAGCCGCAGCCCCCACAGCCUGAGCCGCAGCCCCCACAGCUGGAGCCGCAGCCCCCGGAACAGCCACAGCAGCCCAUGGUUCAGGUGGGUUGAGAGAGGAGCAGGUGGGAAGAGCAGGUGGGAGGAGGUGCAGAUGUGGAGCCUCCUGUGCCCAGGUCCUGGGACCCGGCUGGGCGCUCAGUACAGCGUCCCGGCCGUGCAGGGCUGGGCUGGAGGAUUCCGAGAGCUGACCGAGACCGAGGAUCCUGGGAGCUUCUCCCGACAGGUGGCCAGUUCUUCCCGUGGAGGGCGGUUCCCGCUCCCAGGAUAA